CCGUACACUAUCCCUCGACGGUGUGCAAGCAAUACAUGCAUUCAUAAUGAAGAUUCACCCAACUAAUUCUGUAGACCGACAUUUGGCGUCGGGUGACUCGGGUCAGACUUCUGCCGUGUCAAAUACCAGCAUCUAUGCUCCUCCCGGAAAACACCUAUCUGUCUUGAAUACAUACCUUUUCUGGUGGGCUUCAAACGGAAAGAAGUCCUAUAAGAACCUUUUGCAUACGAACGGAGACGUGUCUCGAUACCUAGAGAAGAGGAUAAGCUGAUUUUCACGAGAGGGAGUUUAAAGUCCAGUUGGUAGACAAUCGUGCAUGGUAAGCAGCUCUGAAGCCAAAACCUACAGAAAUCACAAGUUAACCAGUUCUGCUCGAGAAUCAUAGAGUGCAGUAACGAGAUGCAAAGUGUGAUAUUCAGAGCAGAGGGAGAGAGCGCGCAAUCCACUCUCUCCCUUGCACGCGUACAGUGGCUUGGCCCAAAAGCGCCUUCGUCUGUACACAAAGCGAACAAGCAAGGAGGAAUUACUCGAGCCUAAAUACCGCAGCUCCCGUAUGACCCGAAGGCUGUCAAUACCUGCGACAUCACCUCGCUACCCCUCUUUUUCCCUCUCCCGCUCGGCGCGUACGCGCACACGGUCCUUGCAGCUCCAAGCCUCACCGAGUUCCACCCUUCUCAUCCUUCUUGUUAGAAAUAGAUCUCGAGGAGGACGUAGGAGCGCCGUGGAAAGGUGGAGUGUAUGGGAGUCUACAUCUACGCCGCCAAUGCUGCUUGGCUGGGGGGAAAGACUAGUGGUUAAGGGCGGUGCUAGAGUUGGAGACACUGUCAUUGGGAACGAAAAAGUUGUCGUUCACAUUUCCAGCGCACUACGCACUACACAUAGUAUAAAAGUUAAGGGCAUGUGGAUAUAG
Molecule: messenger RNA, 910 nt
Organism: Periconia digitata
Lineage: Eukaryota; Fungi; Ascomycota; Dothideomycetes; Pleosporales; Periconiaceae
Source: the annotation of a GenBank genome assembly